AUAUUCCAGUUACAAAAACAUGUUGUGUUACGUUAUCAUGUAUAUUAUAAAUUGUGUUAAACAGUUUCUAUGUUUAAUAUUCUUCCUCUAUAUAAAAUUAUUUGUGAACAGACCCAGAAAGUCAAGAAAGAAGAUGACCAAAGGAAAGAAAUCUGAAAAUAAAGUGCCUAAGGAGGGAAAAGUGUUGAAUUUUCACCAUCUCGUGUUCAGAGUGGCUAAUGCUAAAACGGCGUCAAGCUACUUCGUGACGCGGUUCGGAUUCCGACCGUUCGCCAUUCGCGAGUCCAGCGACUCUGAACCUGUGACCACCAUUGUUGUGAAACUUAAUAAGAUAACAAUCGCCUUCGAGUCACCAACAACUGUGAACUCCCCGUUGGCCCCCGAUUUGUCCCUCCACGGAGACUUCGUGAAGGAUGUGGCUUUCCUGGUGGAGGACUUGGACGCGCUGGUGCGGGGGGCCAAGCAGGGGGGCGCGGAGGUACAGGGGGUGAAGGAGGAGGCGGACGAAGGGGGGGUGGUGAGGUAUGCGGUGCUGAGGACGUAUGGCGAUAACACGCACACACUAAUCGAUCGCAGUAAAUAUAAUGGAUUUUGGUUACCCGGCUUCAAACCUUUGGAAAGUGAUCCUUUAGACCAAUUACUUCCGGAGACGAACUUAGAGUACAUAGACCACGUGGAAGGCAACGUGGCAGACGGGACCCUGGAGGAUUCCAUAGCCUGGUACGAGAAGAACCUGAAUAUGCACAGAUUCUGGUGCAUCGACUACACCCAUGAUCUAGUACCCUACUCGUGCAUUAACUCCGCUUCUGUCAUCAACAAACACGACAAUGUUCUCUUAUCAAUGAACGAAGCGGCCAAGGGUCUCAGGCCGACGAGCAAAGCCAGCGAGUUCGUGAAGGCGCACGGCACGUCGGGCGUGGAGCAUGUCGCCUUGUAUACCGACGAUAUCAUAGCCACUAUCCGAAACCUGAAAGCUCGUGGCGCGGAGAUCCUGGCAUUCCCGCCGACGUACUAUGACGUCAUCCGAGAAAAGCUGGCCGGGAGCUCCCUGAAGGUCUCCGAGACCAUCGACGAGCUGCAGGAGAACUGUGUGCUGAUAGAUUUCGACGAAAAGGGCUACAUGCUGCAAGCGUUUACCAAGCACGUGCAAGCGCGCCCCACUCUGUUCCUCGAGAUUCUACAGAGGAGGAAUCACAGGGGUUUUGGAGCCAUGAAUUACAAAUGGGUGUUUGAAGCCAUCGAACGCCUGGACGCUCAGAAGACAACAGAAUUGUCCGAAGACCAGAAGACAACAGAAUCGUCUGAAGACCAGAAAACUGAAGAAUAA
This is a messenger RNA of Cydia amplana, 1327 nucleotides long. Its product is annotated as 4-hydroxyphenylpyruvate dioxygenase-like. The transcript is spliced from 10 exons. The record is from RefSeq and is a predicted model, not a curated record. Gene Ontology annotation, molecular function: 4-hydroxyphenylpyruvate dioxygenase activity. Gene Ontology annotation, biological process: L-tyrosine catabolic process. The coding region runs from base 20 to 1327 and encodes 435 amino acids. Lineage: Eukaryota; Metazoa; Arthropoda; Insecta; Lepidoptera; Tortricidae.